AUGUCCAUCCCUAGUGACACCAACCCCCAAGCUAUAGCAAGCGAGCAGAGCCGGGAACUCAGCCAGUCCUCGCUGCUGAACGGCGCGGCGGAGCUGAAGCUGAGCCGCUCCAACGAGAAGGAGCAGCUGCAGGGGCUGAACGACCGCUUCGCCGGCUACAUCGAGAAGGUGCACUACCUGGAGCAGCAGAACAAGGAGAUCGAAGCGGAGCUGGCGGCUCUGCGGCAGAAGCACGCCGGGCGGGCGCAGCUGAGCGAAGCCUACGAGCAGGAGCUGCGGGAGCUGCGCGGGGCGCUGGAGCAGGUGAGCCACGAGAAGGCGCAGAUCCAGCUGGACUCGGAGCACAUCGAGGAGGACAUCCAGCGCCUGCGGGAGAGGUUCGAGGACGAAGCGCGGCUCCGCGACGAGACGGAGGCGACCAUCCGAGCCCUGCGCAAGGAGAUGGAGGAGGCCUCGCUGAUGCGGGCGGAGCUGGACAAGAAGGUGCAGUCGCUGCAGGACGAGGUGGCCUUCCUGCGGGGCAACCACGAGGAGGAGGUGGCCGAGCUGCUGGCGCAGCUCCAGGCGUCCCACGCCACCGUCGAGAGGAAGGACUACCUGAAGACCGACCUCACCACGGCGCUGAAGGAGAUCCGCGCCCAGCUGGAGUGCCAGUCCGACCACAACAUGCACCAGGCCGAGGAGUGGUUCAGGUGCCGCUACGCCAAGCUGACCGAGGCGGCCGAGCAGAACAAGGAGGCGAUACGCUCCGCCAAGGAGGAGAAAAAAAACAACGACCUCAGCACCUGCCAGGACACGAUUCAUCAGCUGGAGAAUGAGCUCAGAGGAACGAAGUGGGAAAUGGCACGUCACUUGAGGGAAUACCAGGACCUCCUCAAUGUCAAGAUGGCCCUGGAUAUUGAAAUUGCUGCAUACAGGAAGCUACUGGAGGGCGAAGAGACAAGAUUCAGUGCCUUCUCUGGAAGCAUUACUGGACCCAUAUUCACACACAGACAACCAUCUGUCACAAUAGCAUCCACUAAAAUUCAGAAAACAAAAAUUGAGCCACCAAAGCUGAAGGUCCAACACAAGUUUGUAGAAGAAAUCAUUGAAGAGACAAAGGUAGAGGAUGAGAAGUCUGAAAUGGAAGAUGCCCUAGCAGCUAUUGCAGAAGAAAUGGCAGCCAAGGCCCAGCAAGAAGAACAGGAGGAAGAAAAAGCCGAAGAAGCUGCAGAGGAAGAAGCUGUUUCUGAGAAGGCUGCGGCAGAAAAAGCAGCUGCACCUGAGGAAGAAGAGAAGGAGGAAGAGGAAGCAGAGGAGGAAGAAGAAGCUGCAAAAUCUGAUGCAGCAGAAGAAGGUGGUUCUGAAAAAGAAGAAAUAGAGGAAAAGGAAGAAGGGGAGGAGGCUGAAGAAGAGGGAGAAAAAGCUGAGGCCAAGGGCAAGGCUGAAGAGGUAGCAGCAAAGCUAGAGAAGGUCAAAACACCUCCCUCAAAGUCACCCCCUAAAUCCCCGCCUAAAUCUCCUGUAACAGAGCCAGCCAAGGCUGUCCAGAAAGAAACAGCUGCAGAAGCAGGAAAAGAACAGAAGGUGGAGAAAGGUGGUGAGAAACCAGCUAAGGAGGAAGCGAAAGCAGCAUCUCCGGAGAAGCCAGCGACACCAAAGGUGACCCCCCCGGAAAAGCCUGCAACGCCGGAGAAGCCUGCAACGCCGGAGAAGCCUGCAACCCCAGAGAAAGCAGUGACCCUGGAGAAGCUGGCGACGCCCGAGAAGCCCCGCUCUCCAGAAAAGCCAGCAACCCCAGAGAAGCCCCGCUCUCCAGAAAAACCGGUGACUCCAGAGAAGCCCCGUUCUCCAGAGAAGCCGGCCUCCCCGGUCAAAGAUGAAAAGGCUGUGGUGGAGGAGACCAUCACUGUCAAAAAGGUAACAAAAAUUAGCGCAGAGGUAGAGAAGGAGUCCAGGAAAGAAGACAUUGCAGUGAAUGGUGAGGUGGAGGAGAAAAAGGAAGAGGAGGAAUCCAAAGAGAAGGAGGCUGAGGAGGAAGACAAGGGAGUUGUCACCAAUGGCCUAGAUGUGAGCCCAAUUGAUGAUAAGGGUGAGAAAAUUGUAGUAACCAAAAAAGCAGAGAAAAUCACUACUGCAGGUGGGGACAGUACAACCACAUAUAUCACAAAGUCAGUGACAGUCACUCAGAAGGUAGAGGAACAUGAAGAAAGCUUUGAGGAGAAAUUAGUGUCCACCAAGAAAGUGGAGAAAGUUACUUCACAUGCUAUAGUAAAAGAGGUUAAAGAGACCGAAUAAAAUAAAUCAUAGCUAAAUUAAAGAGCUUGGGUCGGUGCAAAAGGUUAAGCCAUAUGACAGCUACAAAAUGCAUGUGAGUGACGGCUUCAAAGCAGAACGUGUUCUCUCAUGGAGGCUCCAGACACACAGUAUUUUACUUUUUUGUGCAAUAUGGGGGAGGGGGGGAAUGCAUGCAGGCUCAAGAUGUGCUCCCUCCACAGAGCUUGGGGAUCUAAAAAUAAUACUAAUAAUAGUGCAUGAGAUGAAAUGUGCAAAGGAAGCUUUUGAAUUUCCUGAGCUGUUGGAGGGACACAUCUGAGGAACGACUUAAGAUGUAUUAUGCAAAGAACCAACUGAGCCAAAACCAAACAGAAAACAGUAAUAGAAUAUUCAUGAGAACCAGAACUCUCCUAGCCUUAAAAAAAGCUACUUAUAAAUAAUUAUGUUUACCUCACUGGUGCAAUUAGGGUGGACUUUUGCUCAUGGGAGAACCUAGUUGACAUGCACAGUAUGCAACCUUUUGUUGUUUGAUGUAAAACAGUCACAGCAGUUCUUGCUCAAUAAAGGUCAGUAGUGAAAACA
Messenger RNA from Opisthocomus hoazin, 2838 nucleotides. It is a transcript of the gene NEFM, whose product is annotated as neurofilament medium chain. The record is from RefSeq and is a predicted model, not a curated record. Gene Ontology annotation, biological process: axon development; intermediate filament bundle assembly. Lineage: Eukaryota; Metazoa; Chordata; Aves; Opisthocomiformes; Opisthocomidae. Gene Ontology annotation, molecular function: structural constituent of postsynaptic intermediate filament cytoskeleton. Gene Ontology annotation, cellular component: axon; neurofilament.